This is a messenger RNA of Knipowitschia caucasica, 549 nucleotides long. The record is from the annotation of a GenBank genome assembly. NCBI's taxonomy places the organism in Eukaryota, Metazoa, Chordata, Actinopteri, Gobiiformes, Gobiidae.
AUGGAAGAAUACACAUGUUCCUUUUUACCCAAGUUUUCCAUCCACAUAGAGACCAAAUAUGAAGACAACAAAGGCAGCAACGACCAUAUCUUUGACACAGAGUUAAAGGACCAAGAACGAGAGAUUUGUUUUGUUGACAUUGCGUAUGACGAGAUCGCUGAACGCUACUACAAAGAAUCUGAGGAUUUGCGUUACUUCAAAUCAGAGAAAACAUCUCGAGGGAUGCUUCAGGAGGGUUGGAGGGACACGGAAGAGCCCAUCAUGUGCUCAUAUAAACUGGUCACCGUGAAGUUUGAGGUGUGGGGUCUGCAGACACGUGUGGAGCAGUUUGUGCACAAGUUUGUGAGGGAUGUCCUACUCCUGGGACACCGGCAGGCCUUUGCUUGGGUGGACGAGUGGAUUGAUAUGACUUUGGAUGAUGUGCGGGAUUACGAGACAAAGAUGCACGAGCAAACCAACAUUAAAGUUUGCCUUGAACAGGAAGAGCAAUCCACAGCAAAUUCAUCUUCAGUGGAUGAAAUAGAGAGCCAUGACAAAGCAAGCACAUGA